Messenger RNA from Homarus americanus (American lobster), 2152 nucleotides. RefSeq lists its product as uncharacterized. The coding region runs from base 40 to 1368 and encodes 442 amino acids. The transcript has 7 exons. Lineage: Eukaryota; Metazoa; Arthropoda; Malacostraca; Decapoda; Nephropidae. The record is from RefSeq and is a predicted model, not a curated record.
GUGAACAAAAAUUCCUGCUAUGCUGGAAACAUAACAGCAAUGGAGGUGAUGCUUCAAAAAGCCUCAUGGUCAGACUGUCAGCUCAAAGGGAACGACCCGAGCCCUUCAAGUGCUGACCCGGGCCCUUCAAGUCCCGUCCCUGGCCCUUCAAGUGCCGACCCUGGCCCUUCAAGUGCCGACCCGGGCCCUGCAAGGAGGUUUAGGAAGUACAUGGACCUUUGCACUAGAAGCACUGGAGUUAAGUUUAUAAAUGUAGAAGAGAGACAGGAGCCCCAUGUAAUUUUUCCAGGAAGACAAAAAUGUUUGAAUAGUUCAGAACCAGUUCCUGUAAACUUGCCAAUAUUUAUACAUGGUACAGGAAGAUGUGAAAAUGCAAUGCCUGAAGGUUUCCAACCCUUAGAUGUAGAUUAUCGGGAAGACGAGUCAACGGAUUUAUGCACAGAAAGUGAUUCAGAAGAGGAGGGGAUGGUACAACGGAAGCUUGAACUAGAGUCGGCGGAUUCAAGGGUGGAUGUUUGUGAAGAAACACAGGCCUCAGAACUGCAGGAUCACACACAAAGAGAACCAAAAAAUGAUGAACUUAUAACUAUUAUACCAGAAACACGAGAUUUGGGCAAUGUAGAAAACUUGGAGGAUGCAAGUGAAUCGGGGGAAAGUACAAGUAUUGAAGAAUAUGCCUCGCCCUUGAAAGAUGACAACACUGAGGCUCCCAUACAAAAAGACUCUUCAGAUGUAGAUAGUAGCCCUGAAGAAAGGCAAAUUUCAUAUAUGGCAACUGGCCAGUCCAAAACCAAGCAUAGAUCAGUUAAAUACCCUAAAAGAGCCUUACAUGAACAGUAUUCAACAUCACCAGAAGAAAAAAAUCGCCAGCCACGAAAACGGUUCCAACCAUUGAAAAAUAAGAAAAGAUCAAGAUUUGCUUGUGACAUGAGCUCACCGCAAAGUAAAAUAGUGAUCCAAAGGUCAAUAUCAACAAAUCCUGAUGGGAAUCAUGUCCUUCAAGGAGCCUCAAGUGUGAAGCCUACCAGAACUACAAAGAGUGAAGAGGAGUACUGUCUUCCCACAGUUGGAAGUAAACUAGGAGAUCAAAAAAGAAAUGAAAAAUCCCCAAGAAAAAUCAAGCCAUAUAAACCUUAUACUCGUUUCGAGGAUGAGGUGAUAUUAAAGUGGAUUGAUAAACAUCGGCUGCACACAGCUGUGGGUGGCCUGUUAAUGUGGCGCACCAUGCAGAAUGCAGGUGUUUUACAAAAUCGUACCAUGUACGGAUUAAAAGAGCGCUUUCAAAAGCGUAUUCUUCCGCGCAUCGACACUUACGGCCUCUCGGAGGAGGCCGUGAAAAGGUUUAAAGGGCACAGAAAAGCCAGGUAAAUUAAGAUCGGAAGCACUUCCCAUGACUUACACUAAGAGAGAUUAAGAAAUUGAAAGUCAAAAUGAGGAAAAAAUUAAAAGGAAAAAUAAAGAUGGAGAGAAACGGUCUAGGGACAAUUACUGUAAGCCAUCUAGAACUGAUCAUAUCCAAUCACCACAAGGAAACCUAAAAAGAUAUGUGGCAAAGAGAAAGUUGUUUAAGUUUGGUGAAGUGGCAAAACUUACUCCACAAGCUCUCUUCGUUAGGAAUGGAGUUGGAAGUGCCAUCAUACAACAUAAAUUCUUGAGUAGAAGAAUCAAUUCAAGUUCUGAAGAGGAACAAAAGAAAUGCACUUCAGAUGAGGCUAGUGCAAGGAGCCCUCAUAGACCACAAGAACAGAGCCCUCAUAGUCCACAAGAACAGUCAUUACUUAGAGCAGAUAUAUCCCUAGAAGAGGAAAAUUUACAUAGUAACUCUGGAGAAAAUAUUGAUAUAACUGUUAUUGAAAGGUCACACAUGAGUGAUGGGGAAGGAAGUGGUGUGGAUUAUUCUAGAAAUCAGCCAGUAGCCAACAAGAGCCUCUCAGAUUUAGAAGAUGAUAUUUCUAGUACAAAAAUUAAUGACAGAUCCAUGUCUCCAGUCACUUUCAAUUGGUGCUAUGUGGUGAAGAAUCAAUGAUGAUUAUGGGGUGUACCUUUGGUGGUCCACCUGACAUGGGUAUGUGUGUGAGGCCAGUGUGUUCUUGUUAUUUUUCUGAGUGGUGGUGUUGUUGGUCUAAUUUUUCAUCUUAUUUUUGUUAUUAUU